Molecule: messenger RNA, 378 nt
Organism: Neopelma chrysocephalum (saffron-crested tyrant-manakin)
Lineage: Eukaryota; Metazoa; Chordata; Aves; Passeriformes; Pipridae
Product: ryanodine receptor 1-like
Exons: 4
Biological process (GO): calcium ion transport
Cellular component (GO): smooth endoplasmic reticulum; sarcolemma; calcium channel complex
Molecular function (GO): ryanodine-sensitive calcium-release channel activity
Source: RefSeq, a predicted model, not a curated record
GUUCGUGACGACGUGCGUCGGCUGCACCCCUGCCUGCUGAGCUUCCACAGCCUCCCCGACCCCGAGCGCAGCUACAACCUCCAGAUGUCGGGGGAGACCCUCAAGACGCUGCUGGCCCUGGGCUGCCACGUGGGGAUGGCGGAUGAGAAGGCCGAGGAGAACCUCAAAAAGAUCAAACUCCCCAAAACGUACACCAUGUCCAACGGGUACAAACCGGCCCCCCUGGACCUGUCCCACGUGCGCCUGACGCCGGCGCAGCUGACGCUGGUCGAUCGCCUCGCCGAGAACGGACACAACGUCUGGGCCCGGGACAGGGUGCAGCAGGGAUGGACCUACAGCACCACCCAGGACAUCAAGAACAAGCGGAACCCUCGCCUG